Megalopta genalis is the source of this 5715-nucleotide messenger RNA. RefSeq lists its product as uncharacterized. The record is from RefSeq and is a predicted model, not a curated record. Lineage: Eukaryota; Metazoa; Arthropoda; Insecta; Hymenoptera; Halictidae.
ACCCGAAGAAGUUGCCCCGAAGCGGAGCGAGACUCGACGGCGCCUGCGUAGCCAUGUGACGUCAUUGGCGAACCGGGCAGCUCGUUCGCUAGACAUUCAGUCUCGCCUCAACGUCGAAGGAGGUUAAACCAGCGGCGUACGUAGCUCGUCGCAAGUAGUAUCACGGAAGUGAUCGGGCACCGAGGGAGUCGGCCAUCGUCGCGCCAAUAAUCGUUUUUUCAAACUCGCACUACACGAAACGUGUGACGGAGAUAAAUCAGUGGGGUUCGUAGUGAACGCACAUUAGAUUGCCGAUUGAAAUCGGGGAGAAUCGACGAGCCCGAAAGGACGAUCUCCGCGAAACGGACGAAGAAGAAGAAUCAAGAAGUAUAAACCGAGCAAAAAGUGUAAGAAGUAAAAAUCGUCUCUCUCUCUCUCUUUCUGUCAUUCGCGAUCGCCGCGUUUUCUUCGCAGCGUCGCCCGUAGUCUGCGCGCAGUUUCGCGUAUCGUAUAGGUUAAAUCGUCGCGUCGCGCAAACGGUCCGAUUGACGUCCGCAGGCAGGCGAGUCGAAACACGUGUCGUCGCAGAGCAGUGUGGCCACGGGAACCGAGGCGGUAGGGUUCGCGUGCGAACGAUGCUUCUGUCAUCGCGCGAGUGACAAGUUCUCGUCCAGCCGUCUCUAGGACACGCCGCGAAGCUUCGAAGUGCCGUCGGCACGGUUCGCGCACGUUUCCGCGAUCGUCGCGUUUCCCAGUGAUCCCUACUAUGCACACUACGAGCACUGCGACACUGCUAUGAGAGAAUGAGCUGCUCGGUGAAGAUCUCGUGUGGCAAGAGCUGGAGCGGAUCGCAGCGGAGGAUCAACUCAUUGGCGGAGGAGCCCGCGGCAGGAGGCGCCGGCUGUUCCGGCCAGGCUGCACAGCAGACGUCGACGUUGGGCACGGCCGCCACGUCCACGACGACCAGCCCCGCGGCCAGCGGCGGCGGAGGCGGACAGAGGAUCGCGUCGCUGCGCCCUGUCAGGUCGAUCGCCGCUAAGAAAGGGGAGGAUACCACGAAACUGCUCAAGUACAUCGAGGAUAACGUCAUCGGCAAGAAUGGCACGUUCUUCGGACCGUUCGGCCGCAGGAAAGUGGUCUAUUGCGACUAUACCGCUUCCGGAAGGUCGCUGCAAUUCCUCGAGGAGUACAUCACCAAGGAGGUGUUGCCAUGCCUAGGCGACACCCAUGCGUCCACUUCUAUCUGUAGCCUGCAAUCGUCUCUGUUCAGACACGAAGCCAGAGACAUCGUGAGACACGCGGUGGGGGCCGGCGAGCAGGAUGCGGUGCUGUUCACGGGUCAAGGCACGGCGGCUGCCCUUCGCGCGCUCCUACGACACCUUGAUCUCACGAAAUCCACGGUGGUGUUCGUCGGACCGUUUGAGCAUCACGCGAAUCUGCGGCCUUGGCGGGAGCAUGGUGUCAGGAUAAUGCGAGUGUCAGAGACCCGGGAGGGUUUCUUGGACCUGAACGAUCUCGAGCGGAGCCUGGCCAAAGUGCGAGCGGAGGGUGUUACGCAAAUGAUCGGCUGCUUCAGCGCUGCCAGUUGCAUAACCGGCGUUUUGGCGGACGACGUCGCGACGACCCUUCUGCUGCACCAAUUCGGGGCGCUCAGCAUCUGGGAUUACACAGCGGCAGCCCCGUACGUCCAGAUCGACAUGAAUCCGCAUUUACCGGGUGUCGGCGAGACAACGGUGCACAAAGACGCGAUUAUUUUUGCCGGACACAAAUUCAUCGGCGGCGUCCAGUCGCCCGGCGUGGUCGUCGCGAAACGGUCCCUGCUCAAGGAUCAAAUUGGCACCGAAGACAUGAGGGACUCCCAUCACUAUCAUCGUGACCCGGAGCUGAGGGAGGAGAGCGGCACUGCCGGUGUCGUCGAGACCAUCAGAUGCGGCCUCGCGGUUCAAUUGAAGGAGAACGUGACGCCGCGCGCUAUCGUUGCCCGGCAAGAUAAAAUCUCCAGGCAAGUGUUGGCCCACGUGCGCACGAUCCCGGAGCUGAUUCUUCUCGGCAGCGGCUCGCAGAACGUCAAGAGAUUGCCCAUCUUCUCGUUCAUGGUGCGUCACCCGCGCGGCACGUUCCUUCACCACAACUUCGUCUGCGCCGUUUUGAACGACGUCUUCGGUAUACAAUCGCGCGGCGGAUGCGCGUGUGCUGGUCGUUACGCUCACGACCUUAUGGGCAUCGACCAAGAACUCGCGAAGGAGUACCAGAAGGUGCUCGCAGACGGCGAGAAGACCACCGACAACGAGGAAACGAACACCGAGGGUCUGCGUCCAGGUUUCGCGAAACUCUCGUUCCCGUACUUCAUGUCCGAAGCGGAGGUAGCCUUCGUGCUCGAGGCCCUGAAGAUGGUCGCGACGGAGGGCUGGAAGCUGCUGCCUCAGUACGUCCUGAACCCGGACACCGGCGAAUGGCGGCACCACACGAACAGCGUGUUCAAAGAACGGAAGUGGCUCAGCUCGAUCCGGUACACCGACGGCAAGAUGAACGCGUCGGAACGCAGAGUGUCCGGCGCCGGCGUGCUGCCUCAGAACUACGGCGACUGUCUUCAGACCGCGCGGAACAUCUUCAACCGUGCGAGAAAGAUGGCGCAGAGAUACCCGUUACAGAUCGACCGCAGCUACAACUUCGUGUCCGAGCGGAUGGAGGCGUUGCGAUGGUUCAUGCUGCCCAGCGAAGCGCAGGAUCUGUUGCUGGGCAACUCGCAGAACGUGAAGCAGGAGGUACCCUUCAAUCCGACGCUGUCCUGGAACCGGCUGGGCCAUCACACGCCGACCACCACGCACGACAACCAGAUCAGCUGCUUGGCCCUGGUGAACAGCAUCCGCCGGCUGAACAGCGACAUCCCGCGCACCGGCAACCUGCAGAUGAUGUCGGCCAGCUCGCCGAGGCACCGAAGCCUGCCGGUGCUCAGCUCGGUCCGGAAGACGCUGCUGAACUCCGCGACCGAGUUCCAGCCUUGCUACUCCAGCGGCAACGAGGAAGAACGGUCUGCGAGCGUGGACCGGAACCAUGGCUCCACGGGUGGCCAGAGGUCGCCGGCCACUUGCCCGAGCUCCCCGAUGCCCGUCAGGUUCGCCGUCGGCGAGGUGGUCACGGCUUCGGCGCUCAGUGCGAUCUCCCACGCCGGCAGCAGGCCUAUAAAGGAAGAAAGAGACUUGAUAGAAGCUGGCAACGCAGGCCGCGCCAGAUGCAACUCCCUGGGCAGCACCGGCGGCGGGGAGAACGCCUCGGUGAACCGCAAGGUCGCCUCCUCCUCGUCCUCCCCCAUCCCGCCACUCCCCCUGAGUCCCCAAACGCUGACCAGUCUAGGCUUGAGCGGGAACAACGGCAACUCCGGCAGGCCCAGGCGGCAUCAUUGCAGCUGCAGCAGCCAGACCGAGCUGAACUCGCUGGAGCUAGAGAGCGGCAGCCCGAGUCACUCGAUCUUGUCCUUCAGCUAUCACAACACGGCCUCGCCGCCGUCCUCGUACUCCUCGGUCGGCGACUACGCGGAGAAGUUCGCGGCCGGCGGCAGGUCCUCGCCGAUCACCGCGAACGGCGGCCAAAGGUCCGAGGACGAUCUGAGCGCGUACGUGAAGGAGGUGACGAAGGAGCUGGCGACGGAGAUCAAGUCCGAGAUCCGGGAGGUGAUCUCGAAGGUGGACGACGCGCUCUCGGAGACGAACACGUCGGAGAACACGCCGCAGCACCACUCGCGGAACGUCGCCGCGCCGAGCGCCGAGGACAAGAUGAGGCACGACUCGUUCACCGCGAGCAACAUAGCCGAGUACCUGAUGGAGUUCUCGAAGGAGAUGGCCAGCGAGGUGAAAUCCGAGAUCAGGUGCAUGGUGAACGCCGUCGACGGGCUGCACAGGCACUCGCCGGACGCCUCCGCCUCCGAUGUUUCCUCCAAUGGCUGCGGCUCGCCGGACAGAGGCAGACCGGUUCCGGCGGCCGCGUCGCCUAGGCUGUCCAGCGGCAGACGAAGCGGCCCGAUCGAGAUCUCGGGGAAGGUCGGCGAGCUGACGCAGCAGGAGAGCAAGAUGUCCAGCGAGUGCUCGUCCGACGAGACGGUGAUCUACGUGAUGAAGCCGACGGAGAGCGAGCAGCUGGCGCGCAGCCAGUCGAAGACCGACGACGAGGAGGUGGUUCACGACCUGGACGACGACCUGAACGACGAGGACGGCCAGGAGAGGGGCGGCUUGGAGAUCGGCGACGCCAGGAAGAUCCUGCCAAAGAUCUACUCGGCGGUGAACUCGGUCAGCUCGCAGGACAGCGGUAUCAAUUUGUCGUUCCACGAGAGCGACAAGUCGCUGGACUCGGUGGACCUGAAGCGCAGCAGCAGCGCCGAGUCGAACUCGACGAACAGCUACGGCCGGAAGCCGAGGGCGGCGUCUAUGACCGGCUUGGUCGGCAAGCCGAACUGCAAACAACAGGUCCGUCAGAACGACGACUUCUCGGAAGACGAGGAGUGCUCGAGCGACUUGAAGGAGGAGGAGGAUCAGGAGGUCGCGUUUGAGGCGAAGGACGGGAAAGCUGACGCGGCGAGGCCGCAGUGGCAUUGCCCGCCGAAGAGCGUGUGGAAGCCAGCCGUCGAGGCUAUACAGGAGUUCGAUAUGAUCAGGGACAACGACAAGGUGCUGGUGUGCUUGUCGAUCAGCGGCAAGGACUCGCUGACCUUGCUGCACACGUUGCAUCAGUACAGAUUUUACGCGAGGUCGAAGGGCAUCGAUUUCCAGAUCGGCGCGGCCGCGGUGGACACGAACGGACAGGACCCCAUCGGUAUGAUGAGCUACCUGAAGACCAUGAGCGUCCCUUAUUUCUACGAGGACCAUACCGGCAAGUCGAGCUGCGAUCCCGGCGACAAUCGGUCCGUGGAUUCUCUGGACGCGAACGGCGCGUGCAGUUUUUGCGAUCGGACGAUCAGAGCGCGGCUAUACUCGAUCGCCAAGCGGCACAAUUACAACGUGCUGGCGAUCGGCCAGCAUCUCGACGACCUCACCGACGGCUUCCUCGUCUCGGUGUUCCACGGCGGCAAGCUGAAAACCAUGAAGGCGCAUUACUACAUCCGCCGGCAGGAUCUUAGGGUCAUCAGACCGUUUGUAUACGUGCGGGAGAAAUCGAUCAGGCAGUUCGCCGAGAGCAAGAAGCUGGUGGCUUCCCAGGAAACCAGGCCGAGCGACCUUGCCGAGGCACAGAAUCAAAGCAAAGAGUCGACGACGCAGCAAGAGCGCACCUAUCCCCGGCUCUCCUGGUCCCUGAGGUCCGCCCUGCGGCCAUUAAUAGACGCGCACGGCCACCGAACAGACUUGGACCUGGCCUGCGCUAACUCGAUCAGCAAUUCGAGUAUCUCCAGCGCUAGCAGCAGCAGCAACGGCGGCAGCGGCGGCGGCGGCGGUCAGCAGAAGAGGCAAAGACGAGUAAAAACCAGCUCCUUGCCAGCGGGAUCCGGAGCCCAGUGCGCGGCGCAGGAGCAAGAGGACAAUGAGGACACCGACGAAGAACCGGUCCUUUGAGGCAGACGGGCAGCGAGAUGGGAUUACAGUCGUUCCUCGGUCCCGUCUUCGCACCGCCGUCGAAAAUUGAGCACGCUCUCCGUCGUUAGGAGAAGGCGACAGCGGUACGCCGCGGCCGUUGCCACCGGCGUUGCUGCUGUGAACGCUCAGAAUCCUGAAGGGGAGCGUUAAGGGAUCCAGAAGAAUUCAUCCGAUG